This is a messenger RNA of Apodemus sylvaticus (European woodmouse), 4100 nucleotides long. RefSeq names its product nuclear cap binding subunit 3 (gene Ncbp3). The transcript is spliced from 13 exons. Bases 45 to 1886 code for a protein of 613 amino acids. The record is from RefSeq and is a predicted model, not a curated record. Gene Ontology annotation, cellular component: nucleus; cytosol. Gene Ontology annotation, molecular function: RNA 7-methylguanosine cap binding; mRNA binding. Lineage: Eukaryota; Metazoa; Chordata; Mammalia; Rodentia; Muridae.
GGGAGUGAGGGGCGGGCUUUCUGUGGUGCGGCCGGCUGGCAGCUAUGGCGGCCGUUCGCGGCCUGCGAGUGUCUGUGAAGGCGGAGGCCCCCGCUGGGCCGGCUCUGGGGCUUCCGUCUCCCGAGGUGGAGUCGGGUUUGGAGCGUGGCGAGCCGGAGCCCAUGGAGGUGGAAGAAGGCGAGCUGGAAAUCGUGCCGGUGCGGCGCUCCCUAAAGGAACUGCUCCCGGACACAAGCAGAAGAUACGAAAACAAAGCUGGCAGCUUCAUCACCGGAAUCGAUGUCACCUCCAAGGAAGCAAUUGAAAAGAAAGAACAGCGAGCUAAGCGCUUCCACUUUCGAGCAGAAGUAAAUCUUGCCCAGAGAAAUGUAGCCUUGGACCGAGACAUGAUGAAGAAAGCAAUCCCCAAGGUGAGACUGGAGACGAUCUACAUUUGUGGAGUGGAUGAGAUGAGCACCCAGGAUAUCUUUUCCUAUUUUAAGGAAUAUCCUCCAGCUCACAUUGAGUGGUUGGAUGAUACCUCCUGUAAUGUGGUCUGGCUGGAUGAGAUGACGGCCACACGAGCUCUCAUAAAUAUGAGUUCUCUGCCAGCCCAGGAUAAGGUGAGAAGCAGAGAUGCCAGUGAAGACAAGUCGUCUGAGAAAAACAAGAAAGACAAGCAGGAAGACAGUUCAGAUGACGACGAGACUGAAGAAGGAGAAGUUGAAGAUGAGAAUUCAAGUGAUGUAGAGUUGGAUACGUUGUCUCAGGUAGAAGAAGAGUCUUUGUUAAGAAAUGAUCUUCGUCCAGCUAACAAACUUGCUAAAGGAAAUAGACUAUUCAUGAGAUUUGCUACAAAAGAUGACAAAAAAGAACUUGGAGCAGCCAGAAGAAGUCAAUACUACAUGAAAUAUGGAAAUCCAAAUUAUGGAGGCAUGAAAGGAAUUCUUAGCAAUUCAUGGAAGCGAAGAUAUCAUUCCCGUCGCAUUCAGCGGGAUGUGAUCAAGAAGAGAGCCCUGAUUGGGGAUGACGUUGGCUUGACGUCGUAUAAACACCGACAUUCCGGAUUAGUGAAUGUUCCUGAGGAACCCAUUGAGGAAGAGGAAGAGGAGGAGGAGGAGGACCAGGACAUGGAUGCUGAUGACAGAGUCGUGGUGGAGUACCAUGAGGAGCUCCCAGCUCUCAAGCAGCCCCGUGAGCGGAGCAUGUCUAGGCGAUCCAGUGCGAGCAGCUCAGACUCAGACGAGAUGGACUAUGAUCUGGAACUGAAGAUGAUUUCCACUCCCUCCCCAAAGAAAAGCAUGAAAAUGACCAUGUAUGCAGAUGAAGUAGAAUCUCAAUUGAAAAGUAUUAGGAAUCCCAUGAGGGCAGAUAGUAUAUCCACAAGCAAUAUAAAAAACCGAAUUGGUAACAAAUUGCCUCCUGAGAAAUUUGCAGAUGUCCGCCACCUCUUAGAUGAAAAGCGUCAGCAUUCCUGUCCACGGCCAGCAGUCAGCAGUACUAAACCAGAUAUUCGCCAGCGGUUAGGAAAAAGACCAUAUUCUCCAGAGAAGGCUUUUAGUAGUAACCAGGUGGUUCGGAGAGAGCCCUCUUCUGACGUACAUAGUAGGCUAGGUGUUCCCAGGCAAGAUGUUAAAGGCCUCUACUCGGAUACUCGGGAGAGGAAAUCGGGUGGUUUGUGGACUCGCUUAGGAUCUACACCCAAGACCAAAGAGAAGAACACGAAGAAAAUGGAUCAUAGGGCAUCUGGUGCUGAGGAAGAUGACUCGGAGCUUCAGAGAGCAUGGGGUGCUCUGAUUAAGGAGAAGGAACAGUCCCGCCAGAAGAAGAGUCGGCUAGACAGCUUGCCGUCGCUCCAGAUUGAAGUCAGCCGGGAAAGUAGCUCUGGUUCAGAGGCAGAGUCCUGAUGCCCUGGCCUUGGCCACUGCCCUUAAAUCUGACGUUCUUACAUAGGAUGGGGCGUGCAGUAGGAACCUCCCUUGCAGGAGUCGGCACCCUUUCCUCCUACCGGCACCCUGAACACUUGCUGUUCUAGUAGGGCAGCUCAAGAGUGUGAUGAGUUUUGAAGGGUGUCUCUGUCUUGUGCUGCAGAGUUACAGUUCUGGGCCCUCAAGUCUUCCCCACCACCCCACAAGCUUUACCCUUGGAGUUAAAGGCAACCCUCCAGAUUUUGUAGACGUUUUCUUAAUAUUUUUAACAUUGUGUCUUUUAAAAGAAAUGUUUUACACAGUCAUCCAAAGAGCAGAGAACUGAACUUCUCACUGUUGCCUUGGCCCUGACAGCUCUUGCCAGCACCCUUUCCCAAGAAAAGUCAGUUCUCAGGUGCUUACUGGACAGUCUUUAAGGGAGAAGAAGAGGGAAGCUGCCAGCUCAGCCUUCCAGGACCUUAGUGUGGUGUCACAGGCCUGACCUGAGUCUCUCCCGGGUGGCUAGGCACGCAGCAGCAAUCUGCAACAGCCAACGGCUUCCAUUCCUCCCAGAGGUCUUUUAGAGCCGUUACUAGCUGGUAGCCUGGUGUGACGAUCAAGCUCAGUGCUGUAGGACUUCCAGGGACAAACAACUGUGACUUCUGGAUUUGGAGUUGAUUUCUGUGCUUAGGGGUGGGGUCUUGGGUUGAUGUUGAACAAUUUUUAAGUCUGUAUUAUGUUUAAAAACUAUUAAUGACUUAAAAGUUUAAAUUUUUAAUUUUUAUAUGUGGAUAUUCCUCCUGUUGGCUAAGGGGAAGCUCAAGUGGUGUCUUUUGUGUUGUUAAAUAUACAUUAUAUACUUUGGAAGAAGGCAAAGAAAGGAGUCUCAUUAUUUUAAAUGAUACCAAUUUAUGUUGUGCUUGAGUUCAACUUGCUUUGUGGCCACUGUAGGAAAGAAACUGCUGUCCAUCUGUGAUGGGCCUCGUGUUCAUUACCACUUUUCUAGAAAUGAUACCCUGAGAAUUCAUCCUGUCCGUACCUGAUUUGUCAUUGAAGACUUAUUUAAAACUAGCAAAUAAGAUAAUAGUUUCAGAAAAUUUAAGUUUAUUUUUAAUCUCCUUUCAUGUUAUUUUACCAUGGAAAGGCAGUAGAUUAUUUGGCUUCUCAUCUGACUUUUACUUUGUAUUUAUUACUAUAUACUACAGGCUUAAAAGUGGUGUUUCACUUGAGUGCAUCAGAAUGCCUUUGGGUUGUCAAGCUCUUCACCUGCCUGGAUUGUCUGUGCCAGUAGAUCACAGCUCACUUGUCUGUGGUUGAGCACAUGUCCCUGGUAGCUGCCUACACUGUGAAUGAACAGUGUUGUAAGUGAAGAAGUAGAAGACUUCAGAACAAAGUUGGAACAAAACUGUAUCAUAUGUAUUAUGUGGUUAACAACCCCACCCCCAGAAGGAUGGGAGCACAUAACCGAAGUGGUUUGGCUUCUGAGGAUUCUAGAAAGAGGUAGUUCUAAUUUCUCUACCAGUUCAGACAAGUUUUCUAAGUUUCCCUUGCCCUAUGUAGCUCACAGUCAGGUUCCUAGGGAUUCAAGCUUUGGUAGAGUGAGAAGAAAAGGGGCCUGAGAACAGCGACCUGGGUGCCCACCAGGAUGCUAUGCAGUGGGCCUGAGCCUUGGUUUUCCUGUGAAGCAAGUCAAUGGUCUGGUGCAGAGAUUCUGCUUUGUUGGUAUCUCUCAGUGGUAUUAUUUUCUUGAAGUUAUGGCUGCAGAAUGUUUUCUGUUGAGGUGGCCAAAGUGUCAGGAAGACAAGGUGGCCAUGAGAUUGUGGACACGGACUUAACCCUUCCUUUUACAAGCUUUAGUUCUCCCAGAGGGUUGAAGAUGUGCCUGUAGUUCCCACCUGAGAUGGGUUAUGGUUUCCUCAGGGUUUAGACCCCACCCCACCCCACCCCCAGCUUUCUUUUUGUUUCUGUUAUGACACGUUCCGUCUAGCAGUCCAGGCCCAUUUACCUAGGAUCUUUGAGCACUUGUCAGUCUCCUGCUAGAGAUGAGGGGCAGACUUUGUGGAAGAUAGGCAGUGUGUAUUCAAAAUAGCUCCUUGAGCUGACCAGGAAAGAUGCCCAUUGCAGCAGCCUUGCAGUUCUGACAGCACAGACAACCCAGAAACUAACAUACUGACUAAAGUGAUCAUCUUCCCAGCAUCCCUCCCCCCCCUGCAG